This is a messenger RNA of Giardia duodenalis, 582 nucleotides long. RefSeq names its product Ankyrin repeat protein 1. The record is from RefSeq and is a predicted model, not a curated record. The transcript has a single exon. NCBI's taxonomy places the organism in Eukaryota, Fornicata, Diplomonadida, Hexamitidae. The coding region runs from base 1 to 582 and encodes 193 amino acids. Gene Ontology annotation, molecular function: protein binding.
AUGACUGCAGCUGUCGUGCGGUCCAUUUUUGAAGAUGAUGUCCCACCCACAGAGCAUACGCUCUUGAUGUCUGCAGCGAUAAAAGGAGAUGCGAAGAGCGUUCAAAGAUACCUCAAACAAAAGGGGCAGCAGGAUAGACACGGUUAUACUGCGCUCAUGUUGGCAGUCAUGAAUGAGCAGCUGGAGUGUACGCGGCUCCUCGCCCCGUGUGAAGCCAAGAUACAGGACAACUUUGGCUGCACAGCUCUCAUGCAUGCAGCCAAACGCGGAAGUGUAGACAUUAUUUCAUUGCUUCUAGAACACGAAGUUGGCAUUCGCUGUUUCAUGGGUUGGACUGCCCUGACAUGGGGGCUCGAUUGCCAGAAUCCAGCUGCCAUCGAUCUUCUUUUGCAUGUCCCCGAGGAGUGUUCCGCUCCCCUUACUCUUCUACGGGCAAUAGCACGAUGUAGCAAAGAUAUUGUUGCCAAGAUUUCCAAGCAUGCACAGUUUGCUGAUCUUAAGAGUGCUAGAGACUGGGCUUUAAAGAGAGGAUAUACAGACGCAGUAGAUGUUUUAGAUACCGAUCUUCAACAAGACUCCUAA